AAUUGUAUUUUAUCAUUAACCCUGAGUCUUUAAGUUUAGAAAUAUUUACUGCAUGGAAAGUGCAAACUUUAUAAAUCUUACCAACCAAUAAUAGUAUAGUAUUUCAACCAAUAAUAGCAUAGUAAAGUAGCCAGCAAAACCACAGUUUCAAAUUUCCUUCUCCCUUCAACUUAGAAAAAUUUUCUGUUCUUUUGUGAUGUAUGUCUAACCAACCUAGAAAUAAAUUUAUCUAAAUCUGAAACAUUGAGACUGAACACUCUAGAAUGUAAUGUUACUGAUAUCAAAACUUAGCUCAAUGAAAAAAAACAACUAUUAAACGAAAACUCAAGUGACACCGAAUUGGAAAAAGAUAAUUUAUGGUUUAACAAGGAAAGAUUAAAUACAGUAAAAACUCCAACGCCAGACUCUCUUUUAGUUAUCGGAAAAAUAUCUGAUGAAAAAACUAACAAAAUAACAUGGAUAUAAUUGAAAACCUAGGUAUGAAUAAUAAUAUUCAAUUGAAAAAUUCGUAUAAUAAUAAGGGGAUCUUGUCCUAGUAUAUAACUCAGAAGAAUUUAAAGACCAAUUGAUGAUUUCUCUCAAAGAUACGGAAAAUCAAAUAAAAGUAAAAUCAUAUCAAUUGAACAUGCAAAAAAUUAUCAUCAGUGGUUUACCUAGAGAGUAUAAUGAAAAUGAAGUUGUUAAUAUGCUACAUUCACAGAACAGUUUUAUCCAAGAAUUUAGCAAAGUGAACAACAUCAAAGAUCAUUUUAAAAUAAAAGCUAUCAAACCAAUAAAAAGCAAACCAACAAUGUUUCAAGUCUUUGCGAAAAUAAGCAAAACAUUACGAGAAGGCUUUCAAUGUUAUAAAAACAAAGUCACACUCGGAUUAACAUCCUGCAGGAUAUAUGACAAACUCAAUGUAAUGCGUUGUUUUAACUGUCAAAGCUUCGUACAUUAUGCGAAUGAAUGCAAGAAAAACGAUCCAAUAUGUGCUAAAUGUAGCGAAAAAUAUCGAACCGAUCUAUGCUCGUCUUUGGAUAAAAAAUGUGUUAACUGUGUUUUAGAGGGACAAAACGAUCCCUUUCACUGUGCAUUUGAUGUUUAAUGUCCUUCUCUUAAAAGAGAAAAGAAUACUUUGCAAGAGAAACUCGAUAGCUAUCAUUUAAACGCCUAGUCCAGAAGGAUGAUAGAACUUACAUGAGUCAUAUAUUAUGCUCACUAUGGAAUGUUCGUUCUCUUAAUAAUAAAUUUCAAGAUGUAAUGGAGCAUAUACUUGAUAGGAAUCCAGACAUAGUUUUUAUUACUGAAACAUGGAUGGCUUCUGAAAACAAUAAUACAACAGCAAUGAUAAAAAGUUAUGGAUAUGUUUUGCAUCAUAAAAUAAGAAAAGAAAGAGAUAAAGUAAAAGGUGGCGGUCUAGGAAUUAUGCUAAAACAAUCCAUUAUGCACAAAGAACUACCAAAUAAACAGUUUCAAUCCUUUGAACAUGUAUGUGUUAAAAUUAUGGUAGCAAAACGAUCACUAAUUCUAAUUUGCAUAUAUAGAAUAAUAUUUGUUUCUCACACAACAUUCCUGGACGAAUUCAUGGUUUUACUUGAAACAAAAGUAUCAACAGGUUGCUCAUACAUUAUAGCUGGUGAUGUAAAUAUACACUUAGAUACUAAAGGACUAUAUAGCAAAAGUUUUAAGGAAUUACUAGAUGCACUUAAUCUUACACAAAAUGUCAAAGAACCAACUCAUAAAAUGGGACGCAUAUUAGAUGUAGUAAUUAAUAAGCCAGAUGAAAUAUUAGUUUAUAUGCUAGCUGUGACAAACUUAGAUUUGAGUAGCCAUUUACUCAUUGAUUUUAAAUUAGAACAAAAAAUAGAAAAAACACAUACCACACAAUCACAUACAGGAAUUUAAAAACAGUAGACAUGAAGUC
Hydra vulgaris (swiftwater hydra) is the source of this 1906-nucleotide messenger RNA. Lineage: Eukaryota; Metazoa; Cnidaria; Hydrozoa; Anthoathecata; Hydridae. The record is from RefSeq and is a predicted model, not a curated record.